This is a messenger RNA of Mesorhabditis belari, 216 nucleotides long. The record is from the annotation of a GenBank genome assembly. NCBI's taxonomy places the organism in Eukaryota, Metazoa, Nematoda, Chromadorea, Rhabditida, Rhabditidae.
AUGACAGCCUUAUGUUCGAGUUUUUUCACGAAAUCGCGCGUGUACUAUCCAGAUACUCCAAAAGCUGUCUCUUAUAAAAAAAUGUUCUCCAUUGGUGGUUACAUUGACGAAACGGCGUCCGGCAAUCAACAAAAACAGCCGACAACCACCACAUUGACCGAAUUCCAGCAACGACGCCUGCAAGCGAUUGCCUCGCGUUUCCGACGGCACACUUUA